GGGUGAAGAAAAAACAAGGAAGUGACGUCAUGCGUUGUUUACGGUAGAUAACUGUUGCCUCUCUCGGAGUCAUCACAGCUUAUUUUCUUUAUAAACAUAAAUGUAGCUUUUUAUUGGGCCGUGAACGUCAGUGGAGAAUAAAGUGGAUGUGUUGUGUUCAGUGAUGUCAUAAAGAAGGAGUCACUGUCGAGUCCCCCCCCCCCUCUCCCCGUGGGGGUGCAGAGGUUUCUUCAGACAUGGCGACUGAACUCCAUGAGACUAUCUUCAUGGCCAAGCAGGAGCGCCAUAAGAACCUGUUUCUGAACUACAGGAACCUGAUCCAGUUCCCCGUCGAGCUGCUGAAGGAUGAAGGUCUUCAGUUUCUGGAGAGACUGUACAUGAAGAGGAACUCGCUCACUACACUGCCUGAUAAUCUCGCCCAGAAGCUCCCAAACCUGAUUGAACUGUAUUUGCACUCAAACAACAUCGUGAUUAUUCCUCAAGCUAUCGGGAACCUGGCUCGCCUGCAGUCCCUGGAUCUGAGCAACAACGCGCUGCAGCUCCUCUGUCCGGAGGUCGGCCGGCUGAGAUCUCUGCGUCACCUGAGGCUGUCCAACAACCACCUGAAGAGUCUUCCUGCAGAGAUCGGGGAUCUGCAGGAGCUGGAGACUCUGGACGUGUCCAUGAACCAGCUGAUCUCUCUGCCGGAUCGGCUGCACCGCUGCGUCUCUCUGCAGAACCUGACGGCCGACCGCAACCACCUGAGCCACUUCCCCCGACAGAUCUGCUGGCUGCACCGCCUCAACCAGCUCUCCAUGGCCGCCAACCGGCUGACCUUCCUGCCGCUCGAUCUGGGCAGAUCGAGGGAGCUGCAGUUUGUGUUUGUGGACAACAACGUGGACCUGAAGGGUCUCCCGUCCUACUUAUAUAACAAGGUCAUCGGCUGCAGCGGGUGCGGCGUGUCGGCCCGGGUGUCGGAGGCGGGCCUCGGUGAGGUUCUGGGUGAGGCGCUGAGUGAAGCGCUCGUCGGGCUCCCGGCUGAGGUGAAGGUGGUCGGCACGGGGACAGAUAACGUGGUUCCCCUGGAGGAGCUCGCCAUGAGAACCCUGCACCGCAUGUACAGCCAGCGGCCGACAGACCUCAGCCUGCUGCCUCCCAUCGACCUCCCGAAGAGCCUGCUGGACCUGCUGCAGUUUCCCCUGGGACACUGCCACCGCUGCAGCCAGGCCAUGUUCACCAUCAUCUACCCCAAACUCUUCCCCCUCAGAGAGACCGCCCUGGCAGGAGUCCAUCGCAGGACGACGGUGAGUUUUGUGGCCUAUUGCUGCUCCAGUCGCUGCCUGAGGACCUUUGACCUCCAGGGAUGACGUUGUCCUCAUUCAGCUCAGGAUGCUGCUGGGCGGUUCUCCAGAAGAGGACGGACAGAUGUUUGUAGUUUGUGUGAAAUCUUAAAAGGUGUUGUGCUUGAGUGACUAAAACUGAGAGAACCACAGAGACGUGGAGGAUGUUUGCAGAGGACUCAAAGUUCAACACACUACGGUCAAAGACUUAAAGCUACAUGACGCUCCUGGAGGAGGAGUGUGGUGACGCUCAAAGAUAACAUCUAACAUGUGUGAACGAUGCACCUACAGGUUCAUUUAACUAGAAACUUUCACUCUCACACUGACAGAGUUCAGUUCUGUCCACAUAAAGAUGAUGACCUCAGAGAGGAGGGGGGGGGGAUUUUUCAGUGUUCAUUUCGAUGACGCCAGACUUGAUUUUCACUGUUUGCUUCUGAUUGGAGCAAAGAAAGGAUGACUUUGUGGAUUGCGCGCCAUCUUUUUCUCUCUUUUUUGCACAGGUUUAGCCGUGCAUUAAAAGCAGCGCGAUCCUUCAGUGAGUCACUAACAGUGUUAGACAUGAAGUCAACAUUCACUAAUGUGCACUUUCCACAUUUCAGUCAUUUGUCACACGUCAGGCUGAUAGUGAAGUUUUAUUUGAGUUUGAGUGUUUUUGAAGACAUUUAAAGGUCUGUAGUCUUUUUUUGAGGCUGCACAGAUAGGUUGUUUUUUUAAGAUUUAUUUUUGGGCUUUUGUGCCUUUAAUGGAGAUAUAUGACAGUGGAGGAGGAUGGAGGGUAAUGACAUGCGGGAGAGGAGCCACAGGCCGCAUUCGAACCUGGGCCGCUCGCUUUGAAGGCUACAGCCUCCGUACAGGGGGUGCGCGCACUAACCACUGAGCCACCAGCACCCAGAGGCUGCACAGAUUAACAAAAUGUUAUGAGGUCGGAGUUCAUCGAAGCUCCAGUGUGUAAAACAAGACGAGGAUGAAACGCGUCAUAAAGUGUGAUGUCAGACGUAUUGAAGGGCGGGUUUCCAGAUGUUGAGGGGGGGGGGGGAUGUGUUCCCUUCUGCAGCACUGUGAGGUUCUCCUGUUGAACUGACUCUUCUGUUGUGAACAAGUUUUAUUUAUCAUUUGUUUUUGUUGUUUGACAUUAAAUGUUGACCAUCUUUUUGA
Molecule: messenger RNA, 2474 nt
Organism: Labrus mixtus (cuckoo wrasse)
Lineage: Eukaryota; Metazoa; Chordata; Actinopteri; Labriformes; Labridae
Gene: lrrc28
Product: leucine rich repeat containing 28
Exons: 10
Coding region: 237-1346 (369 amino acids)
Molecular function (GO): protein binding
Source: RefSeq, a predicted model, not a curated record